CUCAACUACCAAUCAUUUCAUGCAGAAAACCACAUUUUAAAAGAGCAUUUUUCUUCGGGGCACGCUGAAACAUUAACCAGGUCGGAGAUGCCUCGCUCCUUCAUGGUGAAUAAGAGGGCGCACAGUUACCACCAGCCCCGCAGUUUGGAGGAUGACUACAGCAGGCUGGACACUAUACUGGCGCACAUUUGCUCAGAUGCUGAGUCUCCUCCGUGCGUCCUCUCAGAGGCAGAGAAGCUCCAGGAUGACACCGACAUGUCGGUGGACCGGUACGACCUCUCUCCUGACUCUAACCUGGCCGACGCUGCCGAUUUCUCUCCGAAGUCGCCGCUGAGCUGCGCCGACAGUCUGUGCGGCCGCUCCCCGGACUAUGAGGACUUCUGGAGGCCUCCAUCCCCCUCUGCAUCUCCGGUGGACUCUGAGAAAUCCCUGUCUCCUCUGGUGCAUGAGACGCAGCCCUUCACGGUUCCCUUCCGGCCGUACGCCUGGAGUAGCUACUCGGGGCCGGGGCUGAGGUCGCUGGUCCAGCCGAGUAUCCACCCCGGCAUGGAGGUAGACAGGGGCCCGGCGGCGUUGGCCUUCUACGGGGACAGGAGCAGCCACUCAGCCCUUUAUGCAGAGCGGACUCUGGGCGAGGAGACGUACGGGGACUACAGGACGCAUGCAGCGGCUCUGCUGUAUCCGGAGGGAGGCCUGCAUGGAAAAAGCCACAGUGUGAAGACCCAGUCUGACCUGCUGUGCUCCAGUCUGAUCCUCAACGGUGCUUACAAGUGCAUCAAAUGCAGUAAGGUAUUUUCUACUCCUCACGGUUUGGAAGUCCACGUCCGCAGAUCGCACAGCGGCACCAGGCCAUUUGCGUGUGAUAUCUGCGGCAAAACCUUCGGGCACGCAGUCAGCCUGGAGCAACACAAAGCCGUGCACUCUCAGGAAAGAAGCUUCGACUGCAAAAUAUGCGGUAAAAGUUUCAAGAGGUCGUCUACUCUGUCGACGCACCUACUCAUCCACUCCGACACAAGGCCGUAUCCCUGCCAGUACUGCGGGAAGAGGUUCCACCAGAAGUCAGACAUGAAAAAACACACGUUCAUCCACACAGGUGAGAAGCCACAUAAAUGUCAGGUGUGCGGGAAAGCGUUCAGCCAGAGCUCCAACCUCAUCACACACAGCAGGAAACACACCGGAUACAAACCUUUCGGCUGCGACCUCUGCGGCAAAGGUUUUCAGAGAAAAGUGGAUCUGAGGAGACACAAAGAGACGCAGCACGGACUGAAAUGAAGCACACAGCGACUGCACACAUCAUGUCAUAGAAUCUGAUUUAAGUCUUUAAAUAAUUACUCUUGACAAAGAGAGGCAGAAGACGUUUUCGCCUUUUCCCCAGUCGCUCUGCUGGGGGACAUUUGUUGGAUCAAGAUUCACUUUGAUCCAAUUGUCGCUUUGUAAAAAAUGACUAGAAAUAUAUAUAUAGUUAUCUCAGCCGACAGGCAGAUUAUUUAUUUAUUUUUUAAUAAAUCACGAAUAAAACAAACAUUUUCGGACAUUUUGCAGAGUGAAGACAUCGACACUAAUUCUUCUCCCAUCCUACUGGAGAUAGUUAUAAAGGUCCAGAAAACCAGAGAUAAGCUGUGAACUGUGAGAAAUGCAGAUGUAACGAAGCAAAUAAAUGUAUCAUGUUUGUAUGUCGACUGACAUUAAUUCAGUAAGCAUAAAAACCCAAAAUAUUUGUACUCAAAGUUAAAUAACCUGAUCGACAAUAACGCCAACAGAGAUGCAAAUCUGCGCUCCUCCAAAGAACCGAGGCUCUUUUUUUGUUUUCAGAGACAUGCUGGCAAAACAACCUCCUCACACAGUGUGAUUUAAUAAACAGGAGGGUUACUGCCUUACUCACGACAUCUGCAAAAUUCCCAUUUUGUGCAUUUUAUUGUCGUUUACACGUAAUUAUAAUUAUUUUUCAGGCAAUUUUAUUUCAUAGUUGUUUUUUAACCGCAUUUCUAAAUGAAAUAAAAACUAAAAAUGAAUAAUCUAUGGAAACUUCUUCUCUAAAUGAAGGAUAUGGGAAAAUCUCUUCAGAGUGAGUGAAAUUAGUUCAAAUGUAAAACAAUUUAAUUCAGGUUUAAUCACCAAAAUUAAAUUUAAAGGUCACCAGAAUUUAUGCGCUAUUUUAUAACCAUACCAUUUAGGUUCGAAGCAGCACAUUUCGCGUAAUUAUCUUUAAUUUCAAUGCUUUAUUAUUAUAAAUAUUCCAACUUGAAGAAAAUAAACAAACAAACAUCACUUUAACCAUUGAGGUGUAAUAGACCGACAAAAAAGGGCGCGUCUCACCGUGUUGCUGCCGUGAUUGUGAUUGCCCAGAGGCCACUGCGGCUCCUGUUUGUUUUGACCACAUGUU
Molecule: messenger RNA, 2383 nt
Organism: Plectropomus leopardus (leopard coralgrouper)
Lineage: Eukaryota; Metazoa; Chordata; Actinopteri; Perciformes; Serranidae
Gene: gfi1ab
Product: growth factor independent 1A transcription repressor b
Biological process (GO): regulation of transcription by RNA polymerase II
Molecular function (GO): DNA-binding transcription factor activity, RNA polymerase II-specific; RNA polymerase II cis-regulatory region sequence-specific DNA binding
Source: RefSeq, a predicted model, not a curated record